CUGAGGGCAUGGGGGGUCCCGCGGGGCCUCCGCGCCUUCUCCACGCCCCGCACCCGCUCCUCUGCCUGCUCUGCCUCCUGCCGCCGCUGCUCAGAGCGGCCGGGCCCAGCCAGGCACCCAGAGACCAGCCUGUGUGGAUGCUACUGGAACAGUACUGCCAUGCAAUCACGACCCUCACCAACCUCUCAGGUCCCUACUCCUACUGCAACACGACCUUGGACCAGAUCGGGACGUGCUGGCCCCGGAGCGCGGCCGGAGCUCUGGUGGAGAGGCAGUGCCCCGAGUACUUCAACGGCGUCAAGUACAACACGACCCGGAAUGCCUACCGAGAGUGCUUGGAGAAUGGCACCUGGGCCUCACGGAUCGACUACUCACAGUGUGCGCCCAUUUUGGAUGAUAAGCAGAGGAAGUAUGACCUGCACUACCACGUCGCACUCAUUGUCAACUACCUGGGCCACUGCGUGUCUGUGGCAGCCCUCGUGGCUGCCUUCCUGCUUUUCCUGGCCCUGCGGAGCAUCCGCUGUCUGCGGAACGUGAUUCACUGGAACCUCAUCACCACAUUUAUCCUGCGAAAUGUCAUGUGGUUCCUGCUGCAGCUCAUCGACCAUGAAGUGCAUGAGAGCAAUGAGGUCUGGUGCCGCUGCAUCACCACCAGCUUCAACUACUUCGUGGUGACUAACUUCUUCUGGAUGUUCGUGGAGGGCUGCUACCUGCACACGGCCAUCGUCAUGACCUACUCCACCGAUCGCCUGCGCAAGCAGCUCUUCCUCUUCAUUGGAUGGUGCGUCCCCUGCCCCAUCAUCAUCGCCUGGGCCAUUGGCAAACUCUACUAUGAGAAUGAACAGUGCUGGUUUGGCAAGGAGCCCGGUGACCUGGUGGACUACAUCUACCAGGGCCCCAUCAUCCUCGUGCUCUUGAUCAAUUUUGUAUUUCUGUUCAACAUCGUCAGGAUCCUAAUGACAAAGUUACGAGCAUCCACCACAUCGGAGACGAUCCAGUACAGGAAGGCGGUGAAGGCCACCCUGGUUCUCUUGCCCCUUCUGGGCAUCACCUACAUGCUCUUCUUCGUCAACCCUGGGGAGGACGAGCUGUCACAGAUCGUGUUCAUCUAUUUCAACUCCUUCCUGCAGUCGUUCCAGGGUUUCUUUGUGUCUGUCUUCUACUGCUUCUUCAAUGGAGAGGUGCGCUCGGCUGUGAGGAAGAAGUGGCACCGCUGGCAGGACCAUCACUCCCUCCGAGUCCCCGUGGCCCGGGCCGUGUCCAUCCCCACGUCACCCACGCGGAUCAGCUUCCACAGCAUCAAGCAGACGGCCGCUGUAUGAGCCCUCAGUAUCCUCACCUCGCCCAUCACUCCACCAUUGGGGCAGCCUCCCCAUCCUCCUCCAGCACCUUUCUCUGGGUUCUCCUGGCUGCGCAGGCUCUGAUGGGGGCAGAGGGAGGGGGGAGACCAGCUCUCCAGGCCGGCAGGAGGGAGGCUAUGCAGCAGCACGAGGGGCUCCCGGGAACCAGGGCCGGCUGGACCCCAAGUCUCAGUGCGAGAGGGAGCUGAGCCGAGAAGUCACGGGAACCCCCGGAGGAGAGCGGGUCACAGGUCUUCAGGCAUUGC
This is a messenger RNA of Eubalaena glacialis (North Atlantic right whale), 1606 nucleotides long. It is a transcript of the gene CRHR2, whose product is annotated as corticotropin releasing hormone receptor 2. Gene Ontology annotation, molecular function: corticotrophin-releasing factor receptor activity; peptide hormone binding; corticotropin-releasing hormone receptor activity. Lineage: Eukaryota; Metazoa; Chordata; Mammalia; Artiodactyla; Balaenidae. Bases 9 to 1322 code for a protein of 437 amino acids. Gene Ontology annotation, cellular component: axon terminus; plasma membrane; dendrite. The transcript is spliced from 13 exons. Gene Ontology annotation, biological process: long-term synaptic potentiation; adenylate cyclase-modulating G protein-coupled receptor signaling pathway; cell surface receptor signaling pathway. The record is from RefSeq and is a predicted model, not a curated record.